Molecule: messenger RNA, 663 nt
Organism: Necator americanus (New World hookworm)
Lineage: Eukaryota; Metazoa; Nematoda; Chromadorea; Rhabditida; Ancylostomatidae
Exons: 1
Coding region: 1-663 (220 amino acids)
Source: RefSeq, a predicted model, not a curated record
AUGCCAGUUAGAUCCACUCGCGUCACAAAAAAACAAGCUGCACUUUCGUCGCAGUCUAAUCCUCGUGGUGAGACUAGCACGGCAGAAUGUUCACAAACAUUUGAAACAAACUACAACGAAUUAUCAGCAGCAGAAUUGAUCAGCGCUAUCGCUGAACGAAACAAGGACCCGGUUAUAAGUAAGAUGCUAGCAGCACUUUCUGAAAAAGUUAGGAUGGAUUUCGCCGAACAGUUUGAAGCGGACAAGCGCUCGCGAAGCGUAGUAAUCAGUGGACUCCCUGACUCGGGGUCUUCAGAGAGACUGGACAACCUGGAGGAAAAAGUCAACGAUAUUUUGCUUGCUUUAAAUGUGAGCUGUCGUCCAGUUGAUCUAUACCGGAUGGGUAAACCUAAUGCUUCACAUCCACGCCUAGUAAAAGUCGUUUUUCCCUCUCAGUUCUACUGGCGUCGAGCGCUUGCUAAUGCGCGCCUUCUUCGCGGUGCAGGUUUUCCCAAUGUUUAUAUCCGCAGAAGUAUGACACCUGAUGAAAGGAAACGAGAGUAUGAACUGAGACAAGAAGCACGCGAGCGUAACAGAGGAAAAAGUCAGCGGGAGUGGGUGGUUUACCGUGGCGAACUAAGGCACAUCUCGGACAUUAAGCGAAACACAUCGGGAAACGCGUAA